This is a messenger RNA of Drosophila albomicans, 800 nucleotides long. RefSeq lists its product as uncharacterized. NCBI's taxonomy places the organism in Eukaryota, Metazoa, Arthropoda, Insecta, Diptera, Drosophilidae. The record is from RefSeq and is a predicted model, not a curated record.
AUGCGUUUCCUUAUCGCUCUCUGUCUGAUUGGCGCCGCAUGCGCUCAAUACAACUAUGGACAAGGAUUUAACACUGCCUCCAGCGACAAUACUCCAAUUGUAGACUACGGCUCACCCAGCUAUGAUGGCGAGGAGAGCCGUGUCGGUUCAUCAUACGCCCCAUCUGCCGGAGUCAACAAGGAGUUCUACACAUUCGAAGCCGAUGAGGAGGACUUCAACGAUCCCGCUGCUAGCGAAAGGGCUGCCAACAGCGUGAGCCAGGGUCUGCGUGUGGUCUUCAUCAAGGGACCCGAGAACCGUGGUUUGGAGAACGCUGCUCUGGCUCUGGCUAAGCAAGCUGCUGAGCAGAAGACCGCCAUCUAUGUUCUGAACAAGCAGGCUGAUAUUGGUGAUCUGAGCAACAAGCUGAACGCCAUCCGCAACAACAACAACAACAAGCCCGAGGUUCACUUCGUCAAGUACCGCACUCCUGAGGAUGCUGCUAACGCUCAGCGUGCCAUUCAGUCGCAGUACGUCUUGGGUGGCCCCAGCCAGAACAUCAACGGUGGCAUUGCUCCAGCAAUCAACUUUGCUUCCCGCUCCCCCGUCUCGACUGGUGGCAACAACUAUGGCAGCAACAACUACGGUAGCAACAACUACGGUAGCUCUACUGGCAGCUCUCCCAGCAAUUCCUAUCUGCCCGCCAACAUUCUGCGUCGUCUGCGCAUUCGUUAAGAGGACUGUGAAGCCUGACGCUGUUAUUUUUGAUGCUGAUUUGGCCAAUGUCGCUGGACCGAUUAUUGUUAUUUUCUGCAUAUUAU